UCUUAUAUGUCUAUGUUCCUACCGCAUCCUAUAAUUCUAUCACGGCCGUGAUCCUACGGAAUCCUACCUACCCAGAAACGGCAACGCACACAUCACGCAGUCAUUUUAGGUUACAUGCGGCGGACGUAAAAUGUUAUUUUCUAUAAAGAACUCGUGGCUGUUCGUCAUAAUUUUAGUAGUCGGUGUCUUUGGGCAACAGGAAUCGAACACGGAACGAUCGGAAUCGAAAUUCACCGCCGAUCCAGCAUCAGGGGAUGUAAAAUACGAAGAGGAAAACAAAACGGUCGAGGCGAACAUCACGGCAAAUAAUUCAUCGAACUCGAACGUAACUGCGGUCAACUGUCUGACAGACAAAGUCUACGGACCGGUUGAAAUCGUGAAUGCGACCAGAUUGAUGAAAUUAUUGAUACUGGAACCCGGACCAUCCAACAGAAGUAGAACUAAUGACAGGGAAGGCAGAUUGUUACCAGGAACCUGUGUGAUAGUAUUAUUUUAUGCCCGAUGGAGUAUAUUCAGCAGUCAGGCUGCUCCCCACUUUAAUGCAUUGCCAAGAUCGUUUCCACACAUGAAAGCAGUCGCGAUAAAUGCGAUCAAAUACCAAAAUUUCAACGCACAAUAUGGAAUCGUCGGUGUUCCUACGCUGAUGCUUAUUCACAAUGGAAAACCAGUAGCAAAAUUCAACGGCACAGUUUAUACAUUGGAGUUUUUUGCCCGGUUUAUAACGCAAUUUACCAAUUUGCAACCGAAUGGUUCGUUGUACGUUACGUCGUUAGAUUUCGCUGGACCUGUUUCUAGCACGCCUUCCAAUGAAACGGAUUACUGUCUAGUCCUCUCGUGGAUAUUUAUCGCGGCGUGUGCAUUAUACUUUACAUCGCAGAGCAGGUGGUGGCAGCAGUUCGUUGAAUUGAUACAAAACACGUGGCGAGAGAGCAAUGCCCAACACGAGCAUGUCGAUUGAUCAACGAAUGAACGACGAACAUUCUGGUAGGUAUGAGAAACUGUUCCGUUUCGCCGCGUCUAGAUUCGGUACGAGGGAAACAUGAAUGAUGACACGAGUGUAGUCAAGAGCAAAAUGAAUUGAAUCUAUGAAAGGAAUAUUUCCUUGCUGUUAUUCUCAUCGUUAUGCUCCGCUUCGCUAUAUUAUAAGACUACUAUUAAUUUGCGUGUGUGAAUGAACGAAGUAAGUAGGCGAUUAUUAAGUUAGGAAAACAGUGUAAAUAUACUUCGAUAUAAAUGAAUAAACUAUUAUUUAAGAAAAAA
Messenger RNA from Ceratina calcarata, 1260 nucleotides. It is a transcript of the gene bug, whose product is annotated as thioredoxin domain-containing protein bug. Gene Ontology annotation, biological process: cilium assembly. The transcript has 4 exons. Gene Ontology annotation, cellular component: cilium. NCBI's taxonomy places the organism in Eukaryota, Metazoa, Arthropoda, Insecta, Hymenoptera, Apidae. Bases 131 to 958 code for a protein of 275 amino acids. The record is from RefSeq and is a predicted model, not a curated record.